CGCGGCCAAGAGACUUCCGCUACGCCGCUCGCGAUCGACCCAUAGCGAGAGCACGAAAGGAGGCAGGAGGGGGAUUUCCAGCUCGAGCCCCCACUUCCCGAACCAGCCGUUGUUUUGCUUUCGGUCUGGACACAGAAACAGAGAAAAACGACGGCCACACUUUCCAUUUUCUACUUAAAAACACAAUUAAGUUAACUUGUCAAAUUUGAGCUGCGCGUGUUAUUCUGACAGCAGGACGGUGAGGCUACAGGCCGUCCAAACUGAACAGGACACAAUGCCGGUAGAGAGAAUGAGGAUGCGACCGUGGCUGGAGGAACAGAUCGACUCCUGCCAGAUACCAGGACUCAGAUGGGUUAACAAAGAAAAGCGGAUCUUCCAGAUCCCGUGGAUGCACGCUGCGCGUCACGGCUGGGACCUGGAGAAAGACGCUCCGCUCUUCAUGAGAUGGGCCAUACACACUGGUAAGUUCCAGCUGGGCACAGACCGUCCAGAUCCAAAGACGUGGAAGGCUAAUUUCCGCUGUGCCAUGAACAGCCUGCCAGACAUCGAGGAGGUGAAGGACAAAAGCAUCAAGAAAGGAACAAAUGCCUUCAGAGUCUACAAGAUGCUCUCCUCCUCGGAGAGAAACAUGAAGAAAGGAAAGAAGAAGAUGGACAAGGAGGGGAAGCCCAAGGGAAGCAAAGAGGUAGUUCCUCCAACUCCAGACAGGAGUGAUGCUCACGUUGGACCUAUUGACUAUACCAAACAGGAAACCGUCAAACAGGAAGUGAUCAAGCAGGAAGCACUAGAGUUCACAGUGACGGACAGUGCCUCAGCCAUUGACAGCUCCGUAGUAGACCAUGUGAUCACCAGCGAGCAGCUGCCAUUCGUCUGUCAGACGAUCGAAGUGACCACUGAGAACGAGGAGCAGACCGUCAGCUCCUCCCACUCAUACCCGCUCCAAAUCUCUCCUGUGUCUUCAUGCUGCGGCAGCGACACAGACAGUGACACAGAGGACACCAAAGAGGGUGUCAGUGCAGUCUGGAGGCGGGACUACAGCACUUCAGUUCUCAGGGUUCCCACAUGUUCUCUUCCCGGCAUGGCCACCUUCGUCACUGCGAGCAAGCCCAACUUCAGGGUCACCAGCACGCGAGACCCGACCCCCCUCAUCAGCUACCACACUGACGGCUGGACGCCAGCCUUCGACCAGAACUCUCUCGAGGCCACUAGCCAAACCCACGAGAUGCGCGCAAGUGUCAUUAUGAAAACCUCAGACGUGACUUCCUCUUGACCUCUGACCUCAGAUGAGGGAGUAUCAUCACUGCUUCCAGGGCAUAGGAAUGACGGAGAUAGUUUGUUUUCUCCAUCGGGGCUGCGUGGAGCCAAAACAGGAAGGGCUUCAAAACCUUUGAUUCUUUUGUAGCUUCUGUUGGGGCGAUUUAUUCUCUCAGAGAAACUGCAGACUGGUGUAGAAGGAACACUUCACCCACAAAAUGACCUUUUGUAUCACUUACUCGCCGUGCUACCUUGAAUUUGUGAAGAAAACUUUGGCCUUUCUGUAUGCCUCCGCAGUCAACGAAAAACUGAAACUGAGAAAAUUCUUGAUGAAUUGAAGUAAACGGGGGGGGGGGGGGGGGCGUUUAACAGCAAAACGAUCAGAAGUCUCCUUCAUGAAGUCGUGUGCUCACUACUUCCCAAACGCAUGCAUUUUCUCUACAACCUUAUUAUUUAAAAGACUUCUCGUAAACAGUGUCACGCUUGCACAGGCGCUACUCCAGUCCGAAGUGUCCUCUGCUGCUUUGUGCUAACACUCUAGCAUACAUCAUGCCAAAUAAAAUAAAUGUGCCACUUUUAUCUAAUGAAAGAAAUGAGCUUUUAGUUGUGGAAAUGUUUUUAAUUGCACAACCUGUAGAUAAAUACACGUUUUAAUGAAUUCUCUUUGAGUCAGUGUUGCCUUACUCCAGCUCACAGGAAGUUGUCUUUCACAUCACCCUUUUAUAAAAUGUCCAGAUUUAGCCACAAGAUUACUCACCAUUAAGUAUUAGAAACGAUUACCUGCUAUCUUAAGAGUGUGAGACCGCACUAAACGUAAGGUGUUCAUAACAAAGCAAUGAAUACAAAACUUCCUGGGAGAUAACAUCUUUGCUGACAAACCAGCUUUACCAGCAGCAAGCUGCAGAAGAAUCAAAGACACGUUGUUAUCUAGACAAACUAACAAUCAUUAUGAAGGCCGGAUUUGCCCCACGGUGGAAAGAGGCGUGUGUGUGUAUCUGACUGUCUGACUGUCUGUGGACCUCAGGACAAUGUACCCCCCCCCCACACACAGACAGACUCACUGACAGACUGUGAACAAUGUUUUCAUGUCGUCUCUUCUGCCUCCUGACGUUAGUCAUGUACAUAGCUCAUAUGUAUGUUUGCCUGCAAGCUGCUUCAGCACCUUACAGACAGCACUUGUGUGUGUGUGUGUGUGUGUGUGUGUGUGUGUGUGUGUGUGUGUGAGAGAGAGAGAGAGAAUUGAGCCUUAUUGAAGAUAUGUGCCUUUUGAUAGUGAGGCUGGAUUCAAACUAUCUGUGCUUUAGUCUGUGAGUGACACGUGCAGGUAGCUUUCAGGAAGUUUAUGUGUGUGUGUUUGAGACAACAGGCAGUGCUCUCGUGAGGAAUGAAGAAGUGGUUUCGAGUCUUUACCUAGAUAUUUGAGUAACAAUGCAACGCAUCUCAGAGUGUUACUAUUUAACCCUUGUGCUCUGGUGUCAUUAGACAACAAUGUCUGUGGCAGAAAAACAUAAAAAUUAUUUUCCACUUUGACUUAAAUCUUUUAGCAAACAUCCGUUCUGAUCAUAACUACCAAAUAUUCUUUACGUUUCCAGAUUUUAACCCUUUAAAUGCCACUAAAAAUGUUCUGCAAACUAAAUGCUCGGUGGAUUUUAUGUCACAGUCUGGGACGUGUCAGUGAUGAGCAACAACAUUGAUUAUUUCUGAUGCAUUAUGUGUUUGAUGCAAUGCAUCAAAGUGGGAACCUGGAGAAUCUCAUGCAUUUGCCCUUUAGGGGAAACAUGAGAACAUGUCUCAAUCUGGUGGAAAAUAGUAAAAGCUGCACAUUUAAAGCCUGAUGUAAUAGAAAGCAUGAUUUCAUGCUGUAAUGGCCGUAGAUAAACAGUUGAGGUUUCAAUGGGGAAGUUUUUGUUUGCCUUAAGGGCUGAGGUUGAACUUAAAGUUCGAACACCCUUGCCAAAAUGUAUUGCUUUUGCAUUAAAACAGCCAAAACUAAAUGUGUUCUCGGAAGCAGACAGAAUCUCAGGGUUUCAGAGAUCAGAAGCGACGACACAAGCAAAGUGAGUGCCGUUGCUUCUGCACAUUUAAAGUGAAUGUGUUGCUCUGAUAACAAGGAGGAACAGGGAAGUCUGGGCUGGAGCUACAUCCCAGAGGACUGUCCGCAUCAGCAGAGGCUGUUGUUUUUAAGCCACACUUGUUUUUACAGUCUAGUCUAAUGGCUCAAAAACUUCCCCUUUCCAGUUGACUUUAGUACACAGACAUCUCAGUCCUGGUGUUGGGUCAUUGGGUCUACCUCUCUAUUCUAGAGCAAAUCUAAUUAUUUAUUUGACACUUUGAGUGCAAAUACAUGUUGAACAGAAUGAUGAACUAUGGCUGCAAGUGGAAGAUGGUUUGUGUUUGUGGUGUGCCUUACAAGACAUUAUCGGAGCAGCUCGCCUCAUUAAUGAAUGAUGAGUAUCUGAAAGCUACUUGUGUUCGCAGACUAAAGCACGGCCCUCAUUCCCAGCCUGCCCUAAGCAGAGCUCCAGUGGAACAGCUCUCAAAGGUCCUGUAGGAAAACACGAGGAAAAUUAGGAAUCCACCAAGACUUCGGAACCAAACCACUAGAGACUUUACACUGGACGCACAUCACUAUCAUGGUGUAUUAAUUUAAGAAUCUCAUCUCAAAGGGGGUUUGGUAUUACUUGAUAGCUGACUGUGGAAAUGACUUAUCGCUUUUCCAACUGUUUCCUCGCUGUGCCUUUUUCUUAUUGUCCUGCACCACAUACUGACAGGUUGAAUCUGUUUGUGUGGCUCCACUUCAUGAUUGAUAGUCGGGCUGCAGACUACUUUAAAGCAAUGUGUGCAAAUGAUUUUGUCAGCAGCCUUUUUUUUUAACCCAUGCAUUCGUCCUUGUGAGCCUUUUUAUCUUCAGCACUUUGGUCAGAGCGGUCCCGUCGUCUCUGAACUCAAACGAUGCACAACCCUGUAGUCGUAAGGACCAAAUCAGAAGCUGUUAAUUGUUGUGCCUCAUUGUGUAAUAAUGCGUAUAAACAGCAUGAUCCUUUACACCAGAGCAGACGCAAUGACCUAAGUUACGUUUUGUGUUCAAUAUUGACGCAUGGGUUGACCGGAAGUUUUGAACUUCUAAAUGAUCGAGACCUCGACUUAAACAAUGAAAUAUUCUGACCCAUCCAUCAUUCGCAUCGCCUCAAAGCCAGGCCACGUUAUAGGAAGAGAUUCAGGAGGAAUAACUCAAGUGCACUUAGAAAAGCUGUGUGUGUGUGUGUGUGUGUGUGUGUGUGUGUGUGUGUGAGUAAAUAAAAGGGAUGUCAUUGCAGCCAAAAGUUGAUUUCAUUGAGAUGUAAUAAUGUUAAUGUCAAAAAGUGAUCCAUCAUGUAGUUCAACCUGCUUCUGCUUCAUGUGAUUCAGAGCCACUUAAAGGAGUGUCUCAGCACAUACCGUAAAGAACAAUAGUUUUGUUCAGUUUUAAAAAAUUAAGAAAAGUAAUUUCUCAGCUACUCGCAAUGCAGCAAAGAUGUUUUCAGCGCAACAUGUCUCCACUGUUUAUUCUCUGUACAUGUUGAACUACAUGUAAAUCUGAAUAAAGACAGUUUUUGUAUUUA
Messenger RNA from Cottoperca gobio, 4856 nucleotides. RefSeq names its product interferon regulatory factor 2b (gene irf2b). Gene Ontology annotation, biological process: regulation of transcription by RNA polymerase II; immune system process. Lineage: Eukaryota; Metazoa; Chordata; Actinopteri; Perciformes; Bovichtidae. The coding region runs from base 275 to 1270 and encodes 331 amino acids. The transcript has 9 exons. Gene Ontology annotation, molecular function: DNA-binding transcription factor activity, RNA polymerase II-specific; RNA polymerase II cis-regulatory region sequence-specific DNA binding. Gene Ontology annotation, cellular component: nucleus. The record is from RefSeq and is a predicted model, not a curated record.